AUGAGCUGGGACUGUUGUGAUGCACUGCCAGUGAGCUGUGGCUGCUGUGAUGCAGUGCAGAUGAGCUGUGGCUGCUGUGAUGCAGUGCAGAUGAGCUGUGGCUGCUGUGAUGCAGUGCAGAUGAGCUGUGGCUGCUGUGAUGCAAUGCAGAUGAGCUAUGGCUGCUGUGAUGCAGUGCACAUGAGCUGUGGCUGCUGUGAUGCAAUGCAGAUGAGCUGUGGUUGCUGUGCUGUAGUGCAGAUGAGCUGUGGCUGCUGUGAUGCAGUGCACAUUAGCUGUGGCUGCUGUGAUGCAGUGCAGAUGAGCUGUGGCUGCUGUGAUGCAGUGCAGAUGAGCUGUGGCUGCUGUGAUGCAGUGCACAUUAGCUGUGGCUGCUGUGAUGCAGUGCACAUGAGCUGUGGCUGCUGUGUUGCAGUGCAGAUGAGCUGUGGCUGCUGUGAUGCAGUGCAGAUGAGCUGUGGCUGCUGUGAUGCAGUGCAGAUGAGCUGGGGCUGCUGUGAUGCAGUGCACAUUAGCUGUGGCUGCUGUGAUGCAGUGCAGAUGAGCUGUGGCUGCUGUGAUGCAGUGCACAUGAGCUGUGGCUGCUGUGUUGCAGUGCAGAUGAGCUGUGGCUGCUGUGAUGCAGUGCAGAUGAGCUGUGGCUGCUGUGAUGCAGUGCAGAUGAGCUGUGGCUGCUGUGAUGCAGUGCACAUUAGCUGUGGCUGCUGUGAUGCAGUGCACAUGAGCUGUGGCUGCUGUGAUGCAGUGCAGAUGAGCUGUGGCUGCUGUGAUGCAGUGCAGAUGAGCUGA
Molecule: messenger RNA, 789 nt
Organism: Rattus norvegicus (Norway rat)
Lineage: Eukaryota; Metazoa; Chordata; Mammalia; Rodentia; Muridae
Source: RefSeq, a predicted model, not a curated record